This is a messenger RNA of Colletotrichum destructivum, 537 nucleotides long. RefSeq lists its product as uncharacterized. NCBI's taxonomy places the organism in Eukaryota, Fungi, Ascomycota, Sordariomycetes, Glomerellales, Glomerellaceae. The transcript has a single exon. Bases 1 to 537 code for a protein of 178 amino acids. The record is from RefSeq and is a predicted model, not a curated record.
AUGGAAUCUGAACUGGAUCGAGACCUGAACACCUUAAUUGCGAAUCUAGAAAGCGAGGUGAUAGCCAAUGCGCCGACCGAGCGGCGGAUGCUGAGAAAAGCAAAGGACGCGCUCCAGCGCUGCUUGGGCUCCGCUACCGUGCCCGAAAUCGCAAGUAUUGCGCUCGGCGAAGUGAAAGCUUUGUUACAAUGGUUAGAUGACUACAAAAAGCUGCGCGCCUCCUCGGCCAACGUGGCUAGCCCGCUGGCCACACCCCGCGCUGCAGUCGAUUGUCACGAUGGCGUGCUGGACAAAUGGGCAUCUGAGCUGUACGAAGGUGCCCGAGGUGUGGCGUCCAUACUGGAUGUCGACGUCGAAAACGAACAGUGGGAGGUGGUGUCACGGUUGCAGUCUGAGACAGGACAGGGACUAGGUCCGGAUGGGAGUGAGCAAAACACACCAAUCAUCGUCUGGGCCGAUGACUGUGAGCAUUCAGACGGCGAAGCCAUGCAUGACAUGGGAAAGUUCGACCCAAUGUACUACGAAUGGUACCUUUGA